CGAGGUGGGGUCGCGGCCGAGCGGUGUGUGGUGAAUCGAGACAGCGUGACCGCGACCUGACUGCUCCGCAGAGCCAUCGGCCACCCCCGCCAGCCGCGGAGGGAGCGCCCCCGCGUGUGACGAUGGCCGCCGCCAUGUCGGCCGGCGCGCAGCACUACUGCUUGCGCUGGAACAACUACCAGUCGAACCUGACGUCCGUGUUCGACCAGCUGCUGCAGAGCGAGUCGUUCGUGGACGUAACGCUGGCGGUGGCUGGCCGCUCGCUGCGAGCGCACAAGGUGAUCCUCAGCGCGAGCUCGCCGUACUUCCAGUCGCUGCUGCACGACAAUCCCUGCCAGCACCCCAUCAUCGUCAUUGAUGAGGUGGCGUUCGCCGAUAUGCAGGCCGUCGUGCAGUUCAUGUAUAAGGGCGAGAUCAACGUGGCCGAGCAGCAACUGCCCAGCUUGCUGAAGGUGGCCGAGACACUCAAGAUCCGUGGUCUGGCCGACGUGCCGGACGGCCAGGCGCUGGCGCGUCGCGCCACGCCGGACGCCGGCGCCCCGCCGCCCCAGAAGCGGCGCCGGCCCUCGGGCGACGUGGCGCCGUCGCCGCCCGGCCUGGGUGGGCGACUGCUGGGCUGGCAGGAGGAGGACGCGGUCUGA
Pollicipes pollicipes is the source of this 641-nucleotide messenger RNA. Its product is annotated as protein bric-a-brac 2. Gene Ontology annotation, biological process: regulation of transcription by RNA polymerase II. Gene Ontology annotation, molecular function: protein binding. Lineage: Eukaryota; Metazoa; Arthropoda; Thecostraca; Pollicipedomorpha; Pollicipedidae. The record is from RefSeq and is a predicted model, not a curated record. Gene Ontology annotation, cellular component: nucleus. The transcript has 2 exons. Bases 123 to 641 code for a protein of 172 amino acids.